Molecule: messenger RNA, 696 nt
Organism: Pelodiscus sinensis (Chinese soft-shelled turtle)
Lineage: Eukaryota; Metazoa; Chordata; Testudines; Trionychidae
Source: RefSeq, a predicted model, not a curated record
AUGCUAACUGCGCUGGAGCCUGUUCACAGCAGCUGUACCUGCGCUCAGGAGCCAGCCUCGCUGCACGGGCUGGGCCAGCAGCCCCGUCCUGGCCUCCCCCUGCCCCUGGCCUGCACCUCGCCUGGGAGGCUGGGGAUCGGUGAGCUGGUCCCGGUGUUCACGGUGGAGGUGCUGUUCAAUGGCCGGAAACACACCCUUGAGAAGCGGUACAGCGAGUUCCAUGCCCUGCACAAAAGGAUAAGGAAGAUAUGCAAGGUCCCGGAUUUCCCCCCCAAGCGUGUCCCCAACUGGAUGUCGAAGGUGCUGGAGCAGCGGCGGCAGGGCCUGGAGUUUUACAUUCAGGGCGUCCUGUACUACAACAAGGAGCUGCCUAAGGAGCUGCUGGACUUCCUGAAGCUGCGGCACUUUCACCAGGAUGUCAAGGCCGGCAGCCUGCGCCACGGCAUCCUGCUCCCGCACCGGCCAGCUCUGAGCUUCCACAAAGACCCGUACGUGUUCCCCUCGUCCACAGAGCUGCUGCCCGACAUAGUGCUGAGCGGUGUGUUGCAAGGCCUCUACGCGCCAGCGCAUCCCUGCUGGGGGAAGGCGGCCCCCCACGCGCUUAGCCUGCCCUGCUCCGCGGCGUACCCACCGCCCAGCCUCUGCUCGGAGCACCUGCAACAAGGCCCGGACGCAGAGAGGCUGCUGUCGUGUUGA